This is a messenger RNA of Frieseomelitta varia, 2557 nucleotides long. It is a transcript of the gene Cat, whose product is annotated as catalase. Gene Ontology annotation, biological process: hydrogen peroxide catabolic process; response to hydrogen peroxide. Bases 16 to 1794 code for a protein of 592 amino acids. The transcript is spliced from 9 exons. Gene Ontology annotation, molecular function: catalase activity; heme binding. Lineage: Eukaryota; Metazoa; Arthropoda; Insecta; Hymenoptera; Apidae. The record is from RefSeq and is a predicted model, not a curated record. Gene Ontology annotation, cellular component: mitochondrion; cytoplasm; peroxisome.
GGACCGUGCCAAACAAUGUCAAAGAUCGGCUCGGGCCUUGUUUUGCUGGUUCGAGCGAUCUCGUUGGGCCGUGUGUUGACACGUAACGUCGUUCCGGCGCGGGCUUACUCAACUGGCCGGUAUGAUAAAAGUCCGUUCUUAUUCCGACUGAUCAGUUGCUGUUCUGAACGUGGCAGGCGAACGAACGUGCUCCUAUCGAAGAAUACACCAAAUACGCUGGCUUUUCGUCAGUUUCUAUUGAGGAGGUACUGUUGUAAGAAUCAAGUAGAGGACGACAAAAUGUCUGCGACGAAGAGAGAACCUGCUGCUGAGCAGUUGACAGAAUACAAGAAACAUACAAAGGGCGAGCGGCCAGUAUUGCUGACGGGAAAUGGCGCGCCGAUCGCUGAGAAGAAAGCCAGCUUAACGGUUGGUCCGCGUGGCCCAAUAUUGCUUCAAGAUUUCGUCUAUUUGGACGAAAUAACGCAUUUCAACAGAGAAAGAAUUCCGGAGCGCGUGGUGCACGCGAAAGGAGCUGGUGCGUUCGGUUAUUUCGAAGUUACCCACGACAUUACGAGAUAUUGUAAGGCAAAGGUGUUCUCCUCCAUUGGAAAACGAACUCCCAUAGCCGUGAGGUUCUCCACCGUGGGCGGUGAGUCUGGCUCCCCGGAUACCGCCAGGGAUCCUCGUGGUUUUGCGGUCAAGUUUUACACGGAGGAGGGUAUCUGGGAUUUGGUUGGCAACAACACGCCCAUUUUCUUUAUCAAAGACCCUCUAUUCUUCCCCAGCUUUAUCCACACGCAGAAACGAAAUCCUGUUACUCACUUGAAGGACGCCGACAUGUUCUGGGACUUCUUUUCUCUAAGACCCGAGUCAACGCAUCAGGUCAUGUUCCUGUUCUCGGAUCGAGGUAUUCCCGACGGUUAUCGUCACAUGAACGGCUACGGCUCUCACACGUUCAAGCUCGUCAACGCCAACAACGAGAUAAUCUACUGCAAAUUCCACUACAAGACCGACCAAGGGAUUAAAAAUAUUUUCAGCGACAAGGCGGCUGAAAUAAGCAGCAGCGAUCCUGAUUACUCGAUCAGGGAUCUUUACAACGCAAUUGCCACAAGUAAUUAUCCGACUUGGACCUUCUACAUUCAAGUGAUGACUGAGAGCCAAGCGAAGAAUUUCAGAUGGAAUCCUUUCGACGUAACCAAAGUAUGGCCGCAUGACGAAUAUCCGCUUAUACCUGUCGGCAAGCUAGUGUUGGAUCGAAAUCCCGACAAUUACUUUAAUGACGUGGAGCAAAUAGCCUUCGAUCCAGCUCACAUGGUGCCUGGUAUUGAACCAAGUCCUGACAAACUGCUACAGGGUCGACUAUUCGCUUACGGUGAUACUCACAGGCACCGUCUUGGUCCGAAUCAUCUCCAAUUACCUGUGAACUGCCCAUACAAAGCAAUAACCGCGAUGAAUUAUCAACGGGACGGCGACAUGAACAUUAACAACCAAAAUGGCGCGCCCAACUAUUAUCCCAACAGUUUCGGUGGCCCUCUGGAAUGUCCAGCCGUUCGUUCGCCAAGCUUCAGCGUGAGCGGCGACGUGGACCGUUACGAACCGCAGAACGAGGAUAACUUCGGACAGGCGACCUUAUUCUGGAGACGAGUUCUAAACGCCGACGAGAAGACCAGGCUGGUGGACAACCUAGUCAGCAGCCUUAAGAACGCGGCGAUCUUCAUCAUCGAGAGAGCCGUGAUGAACUUCAUGCAAGUGGACCCUGAUUUUGGCAAAAGACUUACGGACGGGCUUCGUAAAGCUGGCGUACAAAUAUAAUAUCUUAUUAAUGGUUUCGUCUCUCGAUAAGGAACUGCGAAUAAGCGAAAACGAAAAGGCCUUUUCUCUUCAAGCAAGAUAUUAAUAAACAGGAAAAUCCAGUUCAACAGUUUGUAAAAAAAUUGGUUUAUCACCCCGAAAAAAAAAUCCACAAUUUUCUCUGUACGGCGAAUUCCGACUGCAUCUGUUUUAUUCGAUGAACAUUGAUGCGCAGUGUGUUCUUAUGAAUAAAGCCUCGGGAAAGGAGGAGACACGUUUGUCAGGUGUGAAAUAUUUGCUUUUAUGCCAGGAAAUAUUUUCUAAUUAAAUUGCACGUGAUGCAAUGGAAGAGUGAAAUGUUAUCGUUAUUAAAAUAGAAAUAAAUGGAAUUUUCCUUAUUUUAAUUACUUAUUGGUGCAUUGAACGUUAGAGUAAGAUUAUAAGCUAUUAUAAUUAAGAAUAAAAGUGUUUUAUAAUUUUUUGGACUGGUGGAUUUUAAAAAUGGUAGCAGCUGUGAUGAAUUUAUCGAAAUAAUAUUAAAACAGUAAUGUCAAUAUUGGGGAAUAGUUAUAGCAUCGAAUAUUGUAACAGUAGGAAAUUUAUGGUAGGACAGAAAAAUGAAAUGAUUCACAGUGUCUUUGUAUUAUAUAUAACGAAAAUACUAAAACAAUAGUAUAUUUCUCAAUCUAGAAGUGCACAAAAGAAAACACGUAUUUUAGACUUAAGAUGGACUAGUUAUAAAGUUUGUAAUUUAAAUUUGUUAUAAAGCUUUUUGAGUGUGAUA